Messenger RNA from Cylas formicarius (sweet potato weevil), 4438 nucleotides. RefSeq names its product tyrosine-protein kinase Btk-like. Gene Ontology annotation, biological process: intracellular signal transduction; peptidyl-tyrosine autophosphorylation. Lineage: Eukaryota; Metazoa; Arthropoda; Insecta; Coleoptera; Brentidae. Bases 234 to 2180 code for a protein of 648 amino acids. The record is from RefSeq and is a predicted model, not a curated record. The transcript is spliced from 11 exons. Gene Ontology annotation, molecular function: protein binding; non-membrane spanning protein tyrosine kinase activity; ATP binding.
UAUAUUAUGCAAAAAAAAGCAAACAUUUACAUGAUGCACGAAGGCAAAUCAUCUGUCUAAUACUUGUAGUUAUUUGUAGUAAUUAUAAUUGAACAUUAUAUUUUAUAUUCCAUGAUCCCCUCAUAACCCUAACCCCAAGUUUCCUUUUGUUAGGUUAGCAAUUUAUUUAUGUUUGUUUUUAGUUUAGAUGUUAAGAAUGACUUCGUGGUAUAGCUUUCUGAUUUAUAUUUAACAUGUCAAUUUUUAACACUUCGUUGGUUCUAAAGCAAGGUUACAUGGUCAAACGGUCUCAAAAUAAAAAACUGUAUACAUUAGUGAACUUCAAAAAACGUUGGUUUGUGCUUACUCGAAAAUACCUUAUUUAUUAUGAUGAUGAAAAUGAAUCGAAGAGGCGAGAAAAGGGGAGGGUUGAACUGGAACGGGUUCAUACAAUCGAAGCCGCUAACACUUUUUUCACCACUGAGGAAGUCGGUAUAGAAGGCGAGUACUUCCCAUUCCUGGUGGGCUACCACGCUGAUGACGAUUAUACUCUGUUUUUGCUCGCCCUACAGCCUUUGGACAGAAUAGAGUGGAUUGUAGCCAUAAGAGAAGCUUGUGCCAACAAUAUAAUUCUACGUUAUUACUUCCACCCUGCUCCCUGGAACGGUAGGAAGUGGAAUUGUUGCAAGUCCAGCACCAAAUUAGCGGAGGGUUGUCGAGAGUGUGGAAAUUGGCUGCCUAAUAGCGUUACCGACGACAAUAGCAAUAAGGAAGAACUCGGAAGCACUCAAUCAGGUACAAUUAUGCCCGGGGGCACUCCGGGUACUCCGUCUGCCCGUCAAAAGGACAACAAGCCCGUCCAAAGGUCUAAGGUGGUGGUGGCAUUAUACAAUUAUAAAGCCAUAGAAAGUGGAGAUUUAUCUUUAGAGAAAAACCAGGAGUAUGAAGUUUUGGAGGAUUCUCAGGAACACUGGUGGAAAGUCAAAGAUUCCAAGGGCAACGUUGGAUUCAUUCCGAGCAAUUACGUGAAGGAAAAAGAGUUGCUAGGUCUUCAGCAAUAUGAAUGGUAUGUAAAUGAUAUGUCUCGACAAAGAUCAGAAUCUCUGUUGAAACAAGAAGACAAGGAGGGAUGUUUCGUUGUAAGAAACUCGUCUACAAAGGGACUGUACACUCUUUCAUUGUACACAAAAGUACCCCAUCCGCAUGUAAAACAUUAUCACAUCAAACAGAAUUCCCGGGGAGAAUUUUUCCUGUCAGAAAAACACUGUUGUGUCUCCAUUCCCGAAUUAAUCAAUUACCAUAAGCACAAUAGUGGAGGACUGGCAUCAAGACUGAAAACAAGUCCUUGUGAUAGACCUGCACCUGCUACCGCGGGUCUUAGUCACGAUAAAUGGGAAAUAGAUCACAGUGAACUGAUGCUUCUGGAAGAACUGGGUUCUGGACAGUUUGGUGUUGUUAGGCGGGGCAAAUGGAGAGGAUCUAUCGACGUUGCAGUGAAAAUGAUGAAAGAAGGUACUAUGUCUGAAGAUGAUUUUAUAGAAGAGGCCAAAGUUAUGACAAAAUUGCAACAUACCAAUCUGGUGCAGUUAUAUGGUGUUUGCAGUAAAAAUAGACCAAUUUUUAUUGUGACAGAGUAUAUGCGACAUGGUUCAUUACUGAACCAUUUAAGAAGGCACGAGCAGUCAUUAAGUAGUAACCAAGGUCUGCUUUUGGACAUGUGCAUACAGAUAUGCAAGGGUAUGGCAUACUUGGAAAGGCUCAAUUACAUUCAUAGAGAUUUGGCGGCGAGAAAUUGUUUAGUUGGCACUGAAAAUGUUGUAAAAGUGGCUGAUUUUGGACUUGCUCGGUACGUUCUUGAUGACCAGUACACAUCAUCCGGUGGGUCUAAAUUCCCCAUCAAAUGGGCCCCUCCCGAAGUUUUGAAUUAUACUCGUUUCUCGUCCAAGUCCGAUGUGUGGGCUUACGGUGUAUUAAUGUGGGAGGUGUUUACAUGUGGCAAAAUGCCUUAUGGCCGUUUGAAAAAUAGCGAAGUGGUAGACAGAGUUCAAAAGGGUCUAAUUUUAGAGAAACCCAAAGGGUGUUACAAAGAGGUCUAUGAUGUUAUGAGAAAAUGUUGGGCGCAUUUGCCAGAAAACCGACCAUCCUUUAGGAUAUUGAAGGACACUCUUCUAAAUGUAUCUCAAGGUAUCUUAGUCGAUUGACUGGCCCAAUUUGUAUGCGACACCGUGGCCAGAGCAACGUCCCCGUCGGGAAUGCCCUGUACCUCUUCUCAAACGGACGAUUAUGAAUUGGCUUGGUUAGGUAUAUGCAGAACACUCUGUAGGGAGGCCCAGCACACGAAGAAAUUGAAAUGAGUGGUGAAGCUGAAUUUGUGAAAAAUAACCAAACCUUAUGUAUUUAUUAAUCAAAUACAUAGUUCAUACUGCCAAAGUAACAAAGCAGUGUGUGAUUAAAUUGAAAGUCUUCUAAGUGAGGCUUUUUUACAUACCUUACACUCUGUACUAGUGUAUUUUCUGACAAAUUAACUAGGUUUUUUACCAAAUUGUGAUAUUUAUUUUUUAGUAUCUUUAUGUAAUUCUUAUAUACCAAGUGAGACAAGAAAUUGGAAACGCUGUAGCUUUAAGUUGUCCGAGACAGCGAUUGCAGUAAUGGCUCAAUAUAAGUCAAGAAUGAAGUUUUUCAGCAUUGUUUUCCCUUUGGGCUUAAAUGCAUAUAUUUACAUUUUUUAUGGUCCACUGAAUUUAUGCUUUUAAGUCCCUUUCAUUUCUACUCAAUUUGCAUUUUUUGUGACCCACUGAAUUUAUACUUUUAAAUCCUUUCAAUUUAUGCUAUACAUUUUUGAAUUUUUAAUAUUAACACAAUGCAGGGUACUAAUAAUAUUCUCUACAAAAUGCGGGUUUUUCUUAACAACAAAUGGACAUGAGAAACUAGAAAACAAGAUUAAAAUGCCCUUGAUGAUGAUGAGCAAAUUAAACGGAAGUUUAACUAUUAAGUUUUUGGUGGUAGAGUGCAAACCAACUAAGAUGCCCAGAGCAAUCUUUGACGUCAGUGAGAAGAGAAUGGAUAUCAAAAUAAAUAAGAACUAAUAGUUCAGAUUUUCACGAAAUUAUAUAUUUUCACAUGACAAUUGUUUCGACAACACCAUGUCUUUAUCAAAUGUUUUGUGAAAAUGGCAACUUUUAGUUUUUAUUUAUUUUGUUAAAAUGGAUUUUCAUCAAGUAAAAGCCACCUCAGUUCAACAGAAUGGAUAUGUUUUAGUCAGACAGAUGAAAAGUAUUCUACUCUCCUAAAAAGCUCUGUAGAUUUGGGAUAAUAUAUUAUUUUCUUCAUUUUGCUUGAAUAUUCAGCUAUUUAUUCUCCAUUAACAUGUAAUUAAUAUAUAGUUUUAUAAAAAUAGGGACAUUAAAAACUGCUGAGUGUUUCGCUUUUCUUGUAUCACCCUUAUAACAAUGAAUAAAAUAUUUUUUUUAACUUUAUAAUUCAUUGGCCACCAAAUGUUUUAUAAACCACUUUUUAUCUAUAGCACUGCCUUUCAACAAACUUCUUAUUGAAAAUAUUACCAUAAUACUGACAUACUGACAUCAUUUACUUUGUGCGGUAACAAAAUGAGUUUUCAAUACAAAUGUAUAUUAGUGUUAGUAAAGUUUUAGUGAUCCGGAGGAACCUUAGUUGAUUGUAUAGCAUAAAUACAUUAUCUGUUGUGUUCGAUGUAUUGUGUUAUCUUGUUACUACUAGCACUGAUCUAUGAAGAAUAGUUAUACUGAAAUAAAUGAGACAACAAAUUUUAGUCGAUUUUUGAAAUCUUGUUCCACUACCGAUUAAAAAGAGAUAUUAUGCAGGGUAUCCUCAGUCAUAAAGGAAGAUAAAUAACAUAUUUCUGUUUUAUUGCUGUAUUCUAGACCCAUGUUUUAGGUUAAAAACACCUUAGCUCAAAAUGUACAAAGCCCGGAAUGUACAUAAUUUGUAAUGUAAGCAUUUUACUUGUGAUUAGAUAACAUUAAGAAAAUGUUCAAAAUUUAAAAUGAAUAUUUCCUCAUUUUCCCCUUAAUAUUUUUGAUUGGGACUUUUACCCAAUCUCCUAAGCAUUGUGCAAGUCAUACAAUGAGGCAGAACAGCAGUAGCAUACAUUCUGGCAUAUUAAGUCACUCAACUUAGUAUAUAUAAGUGCAAUGACAUAAUAUAUUGUUAAUAUAUGUUGGUAUGAAGUCUUAAUCUUCCUCUUCGCAUGAUACGAAAACGUGUUGCCUUAAAAUGCGUCUCAAUGUGUGCCUUGCCCAAAUGUUUAUUUCUAUGCAAUAUUUGAUGUUCUAAAAAUCUGAAAAACAAUAACUGUUGUGAUAAUAAUAAAAACUAUACAAAAAUAAUAUAUUGCCACUUUUUGUAAUAAAAUGAAUUAACUGUUUUAGUUACUGUAAAUUUCUGAAUCCCAUUUUUCACUCAAAAUCACCCUGAACUUGUA